This is a messenger RNA of Suillus clintonianus, 1504 nucleotides long. Its product is annotated as Metalloenzyme, LuxS/M16 peptidase-like protein. Lineage: Eukaryota; Fungi; Basidiomycota; Agaricomycetes; Boletales; Suillaceae. Gene Ontology annotation, cellular component: mitochondrion. The coding region runs from base 150 to 1406 and encodes 418 amino acids. The record is from RefSeq and is a predicted model, not a curated record. Gene Ontology annotation, molecular function: metal ion binding. The transcript has 5 exons.
CUCUGACGAACCUAAAGACCUUCCGAUUUUGGUGCGGACAUAGCGAAAUUUCGGACAAAUACGGAAUCUAGCGUUUGACGAGCCAACUCCGCUCUGCAACUUGAGUCCAAAGUUAUCCGCUCCGUCCAAAGCUCACUCAUUCUCUACAAAUGCUUGCAAGAAGAGCGUCGGCCUUCGCGCGCAGCUUCGCCACUGUCGUCGACAAUGCCGGGGUCAAGGUCGCAGCCGUCGACAAUGGCCAAGCCACAACCGCUGUCACCUUCCUUGUCAAGGCUGGCAGCCGAUACGAGCCUAAACCUGGUGUCGCGCAUACGCUGAAAAACUUUGCUUUCAAGAGCACAGCCAAAAGGUCCGCAUUGGGCACGGUCAGAGAGAGCGAGUUGUACGGCGGCGUCCUCUCUGCAAGUCUGUCCCGCGAAUACUUGGCACUCACUUCUGAGUUCCUGCGCGGUGAUGAGUCAUUCUUCGUCGAUCUCAUCUCAUCUUUCCUCACGUCUGGCAAGUACCAGCGACAUGAGUUCCAGGAGUACGUCCUCCCGGUGGUCGAAGCCGAGAGUACCGCUGCCUCGCAAAACCCUGCAACACACGCACUCGAACUCGCACAUUCGCUCGCAUUCCGUUCUGGUCUCGGCUCCUCCCUCUUUGCGUCCCCACACAGUCAUGUCUCCCUCGAUGAUGUCAAGGAAUUUGCUGCUCGUGCAUUCAGCAAGGGCAACAUCGCUGUUUUGGGUACCGGCAUCGAUUCAGCUGCGCUUACACAGUUGGUCGAGAAAGCGCUUGCAGGCGCAUCUGUGGGCGAUAUGGUUGUGGAGAAACCAUCGACAUACUUUGGUGGUGAGACGCGAGUGGAGUCGCAUGGAGGUCCUGAAACCGUGUUCAUUGGCUUUGGCGCUGCUGGCCCUGCGGACCCUGCACUAGCCAUUCUUUCUGCGCACCUCUCGCCUCAGCCAUCCGUCAAGUGGUCGCAGGGCCUCUCGCCUAUUUCUGCUGCCAUUCCGCAGGGGACAUCAGUGCAAACUGUUCUUAUGCCUUAUUCGGAUGCAACACUUUUCGGUCUGCUUAUUCAAGGCUCGAGCGCCGAAGGUGUGAAAGAGGCUGCCAAGGUUGCUACUAAGGCGCUGAAGGAGUCGACGGGCCUCAAGGGUGACGCACUUAAAACGGCUGUGGCCAAAGCCAAGUUCGCUGCUGCGAGCUCUCUAGAUAGUCGUGAUGGGAUUUUUGGCGCUCUUAGCACCAAGGUCUUUGCAAACUCGAACCCUUCGAUUGAAGCGACGCUAGCGUCGAUAGACAAGGUUGAUGCUGCUGUAUUCUCGAAGUCUAUCACUGCGAUCACGAAAGCGAAGCCCACGUUUGUUGCUAUUGGGAGCGUGCAGGCAUUACCUUUCGCCGAUGAAGUUGGCCUUUGAACUAGAUGAUACUAUUGAUAGACCAUCGCUUUACAUUAUGUGCUAGCGAAAAAUAUCCUUUACUUUGCAUUUGGAUAUGAUGCCGGUUUUCCGCGAAA